Messenger RNA from Sturnus vulgaris (Common starling), 2210 nucleotides. It is a transcript of the gene GABRB3, whose product is annotated as gamma-aminobutyric acid type A receptor subunit beta3. Lineage: Eukaryota; Metazoa; Chordata; Aves; Passeriformes; Sturnidae. Gene Ontology annotation, cellular component: membrane. Gene Ontology annotation, biological process: monoatomic ion transmembrane transport. The record is from RefSeq and is a predicted model, not a curated record. Gene Ontology annotation, molecular function: extracellular ligand-gated monoatomic ion channel activity; GABA-A receptor activity.
CCGGGGCAGCAGGAUCGCGGCGGCGGCUGCUGCUGCUGCGCGAAGGGAGCGUGGAGCGGAGGGAUGUGGGGCUUUGGGGGAGGCAGGAUCUUCGGGAUCUUCUCUGCUCCCGUCCUGGUGGCCGUGGUCUGCUGCGCCCAGAGUGUGAACGAUCCCGGCAACAUGUCCUUCGUGAAAGAAACUGUGGAUAAAUUGUUGAAGGGCUACGACAUCCGCCUCCGGCCGGAUUUCGGAGGUCCGCCCGUCUGCGUGGGGAUGAACAUCGACAUCGCCAGCAUCGACAUGGUUUCCGAAGUCAACAUGGAUUACACUUUGACGAUGUAUUUUCAACAGUACUGGAGAGAUAAGAGGCUGGCUUAUGCUGGCAUCCCUCUCAACCUCACACUUGAUAACCGGGUGGCAGAUCAGCUUUGGGUGCCUGACACGUACUUCUUAAACGACAAGAAAUCAUUUGUGCACGGCGUUACUGUGAAGAACAGAAUGAUUCGCCUUCACCCGGACGGAACGGUGCUUUACGGCCUCAGAAUCACAACCACUGCAGCAUGUAUGAUGGACUUGAGAAGAUACCCAUUAGAUGAACAAAACUGUACUCUGGAAAUAGAAAGCUAUGGCUACACAACUGAUGACAUCGAGUUCUACUGGAGAGGUGGAGAUAACGCAGUCACUGGCGUGGAGAGGAUUGAACUUCCUCAGUUCUCUAUUGUGGAAUACAGACUGGUGUCAAAGAAUGUUGUCUUUGCCACAGGUGCCUAUCCAAGACUCUCACUGAGCUUCAGGUUGAAGAGAAAUAUAGGCUACUUUAUUCUUCAAACCUAUAUGCCCUCCAUACUGAUUACCAUUUUAUCAUGGGUGUCAUUCUGGAUCAAUUAUGAUGCAUCAGCAGCAAGAGUUGCCCUUGGAAUUACGACUGUGCUGACUAUGACAACAAUCAACACUCACCUGCGAGAGACUUUGCCUAAAAUUCCAUAUGUUAAAGCCAUUGACAUGUAUCUCAUGGGCUGCUUUGUGUUUGUCUUCUUGGCCUUACUUGAAUAUGCCUUUGUCAACUACAUUUUCUUUGGAAAAGGCCCUCAAAGGCAGAAGAAACUUGCAGAAAAAACAACAAAGGCAAACAAUGAUCGCUCGAGGUUUGAAGGCAGUCGGAUGGACACCCAUGGAAACAUUCUGCUAACAUCGCUUGAAAUUCACAACGAAGUGGCAAGCAACGAGGUCACCACCAGCGUUACAGAAGCCCGAAAUUCAACUAUAUCCUUUGACAACUCAGGAAUCCAGUACAGAAAACAAAGCUCACAUCGUGAAAGCCUCGGAAGGCGCUCGUCAGAAAGAACAGGCACCCAUAGCAAGAGGGGCCAUUUACGAAGAAGGUCUUCACAAUUGAAAAUAAAAAUCCCCGAUCUAACAGAUGUGAAUGCCAUCGACAGAUGGUCAAGAAUGGUGUUUCCAUUCACAUUUUCUCUUUUCAACUUAAUUUACUGGCUAUACUAUGUUAACUGAGUGACUUAGUUUUUUUAAAGGACUUCAACUAUAACAAGUGAAGUACUACUUGCCUGCAGAGUUUAUAUAUAUAUUUAUAUAUAUAUAUUUAUAUAUAAAGAAAUAUAUAUAUGAACUUUUACUAUGUAGACCAUACUCAUGUAUGUGUGAAUACAUGUAGCAAAGAACUGUGUGUACUUUAAAGCACAUCUUGCAAAGCAAAAGUAUAUGUAUGCACACACACAUGAACACAUUCAUUCUGAGGUUAUGGACACUUUAACAUAGAAUGCACUUCAGAGGAACUUUUUAAAUUGAAAGGCAGGUGUCAUCAAAGCAGCAGGCCUUGAGAAAAUAAGUGUUGUAUAUUAUCACUACAAAACUUUGAUUGUCAUAGAAAUUUUUGAACAGCUGUAAUCAUGUAUAAAGUCAGUAUUUAGUAACAUCCUUUGUAAAUGCUGCCAUACACACUAAUCAUAAAGCAGUAGAGUUACACUGGUAAGUUUAAAAUAAGUUAUUUAUAUUGCAGAUCCAUCAGCUACCAUUUCAUUAAGCCAAAAUUAUUUUUCUUUGCUAAAAUUUCUGAGGUUUAUAUAUGUCAUAAUACAUCUUUUCCCAAGUCUGGAUGAGCAUAGUUUUUAAUGAUCUCUUGCUUUCUCUUCUGCAGUAAACAAGCUGAUCAUGGGAGUGUUGUAGGUCUUUGGAGACAUAUACAGGUUUAUAAUAUUUCAAACAAGCAU